AUGGCAUCCGCAGAAGCUCUAGCAACUCUGCGCGAGUUGCAGUCGCGCCCGGAUAAUAGGGUGAAGUUGCAUUCGGGCUUCCUAGGUAAACACCAGAUUUUUACUGGUAACUAUCCUAUUAUCCCCAUUACAGUAUCAUACGGCAUAUUCAUGUGCCUGGAAUGCAGUGGACGACAUCGGGGUUUGGGUGUUCAUAUCAGCUUCGUCAGAUCGGUAACGAUGGAUUCUUGGUCUCCCGAGCAGCUAAAGAAAAUGCAACUAGGUGGCAAUGCUAAGUUGAACGCCUUCUUAAAGCAGUACGGAGUGGAUAAGAGCACGGACAUCAAAGAAAAAUAUAAUACUCGCGCGGCCGAGUUUUACCGCGAGAAGUUGCGUGCUAGUGUGGAGGGACGAGAAUACACGCCGCCGCCACCGUCUGAAGUGGGGGCCCCGGUCCCGGCCGCCAGGACAGCUAUCCCGAAGGCGCCAGCGACAAACCGCAAGGAUGAUGCCUGGGGUGACUGGGGUGAUCAGGCGGCUGACGGUGGAGCCUCGGCGGCAUCGAGCGGAUUUACAAGUCGCAGCGAGUAUACCCGGGCGCAGUUGGAAGCAUCUGCUGCAGGAAAAGAGUCUUAUUUCGCUCGGAAGAUGCAGGAGAAUGCCUCCCGGCCUGAGGGUGUCCCUCCCAGCCAGGGUGGGAAGUAUGUAGGGUUCGGCUCCGCACCACCUCCUCGCCUCAAGGCCCAAGGUGGCGUGGAUGACUUGACCCAGUUAUUGUCGUCUACGUUCACCACGGUAACAAAAGCUGCCGAGACUGCAGCCAAGACGGCUACGCAGGUUGUUAAAAGCGGCUCGGCACAGUUGAGCCAGACAUUGCAGGAGAAACAAGUCGGGGAGGCCCUGAGCCACAACGCCAAAGUUAUUAGCGAGAAAGCAGCGCACGCAGCGCAGUCUGGCUUUGCGGCCCUGAGCGGGUUGUAUGCUAAGGUGGCGUCGACGGUGGAACAUGCGGCACGACAGCAAGGCAUUGCCGUGGACCUCGGCUCCCAGCGGGCUGCGGUGGUGGCAUCAACCAGCAGCGGCGCUGGGGCAACGUCGAGCAGUGUCGCACAGGGUCGCUGGGGCGACAAGUCUGAUUAUGCAGCACUGCCCACGAGCUCGCAACAGCUCAACUCUGCUCAAAUCCCGUCUAGCUCCUGGCAGAACCGUCGAGCAACCAGCCGCUCAACCCCUUCGGCGGGCGAAAAACAAGAUGGUGGAAGUUUUUCAGGCUUUGACGCGGAGGAGGCCGAUGGCGAUGGUUGGGGUGAUUGGGGCAAGGAUGGAAGCAAGGCGUCCGCAUCGACCCGCUCCUCCGGCCCUGAACAAAUAAUCCCCGCCGCGUAUACAAAAGCAACCGGACCCGCACACAAGUCGAAGAGCAUGCCCGUGCUGAACAACGCCGUCCGGGAUUCGGAUGGAGAGGAGGAGUGGGGAAAAUGGUGACCGCCGCGGCAACCAGGGCUGGCAGGGCUGAAGUGUGAAGGUGCAGGGCGAUUCAUUUGCAGCUUUGGGGUUCACGUUCACUCCGUGUGGUGCAGGGCAGGAUGCCAUGGAGCUUUGACCGUUGGCUUCAUAUUUAGUGACCGCAUUUUGAGGUUCCUACGGAUUUUAUUUGGAUGUGUCUUGCUGCCUGAUGUCUAUGAUCUCAUGGAAGGCUGUUGAUGGUCUCAAGGUCACAUGCUUGCCCUGUGGAAUUCACAUACACAUGUUUCUGCGCAUAUGAAGCUUCCCUCCAUGGUACGGCAUAGCAGGAGUGCCCACUUGACCUGGGCAUCAGCGUACGGGCGCAGGUGAAAUUGGUGCUGGUUUCGCUUCGUGGGCACCUUAUAUCGACAUCAUUGUUCGCUUAAUACCCACUUGGAGAUGUAGGGGACCCACCCCUGGAAUGUUGGCGGCCUAUGCCGUUUGCCAACCUUAGGCCACAAGGCCACUUGUCAGAUGCUUCAUGGGCUCAUCGGCUGUUCCUAAGCCUAGCUGAUGCGUGGCCUGAAGUCGUUAAGCCAGCCUUGUAUGUAUGACAUGGUGCUCGACGCUGUUUGGACCGCGAGGGGGAAUAGAUUAGUCAGGUUUUCAUGCAAGAUAGGGGAAAGUUAGUGGCAUACAAAUCUUUCCAUCGCAACAGCUGAUUUCGUCGAAUGUGACCAUAGCCCGUCAAGGUGGUAAGCGACUCUGUAGCAAAACGUGGCCAGCAUGGUACUUGACGUGCUAGGAAAAGAAAGCACUUGCCUAUAUGGGUCAUUCGUGCGUAUGGUGGGGAUUUCUGUGUUGUAUGCGACCGUUUGCUGCCGCAGCCCCGUUCCAGUAAAUGCAGCACUCCUGCAUCGCAAGAGCAGUUUCCUUUCCGUUAAUGGAAUUUGGUUAUUGAGCUUAGCUCCUACAAGCCUAUAUUGUCACAACAGUUUUUGUUAUAAUGUUUACCGUG
Messenger RNA from Volvox carteri f. nagariensis, 2443 nucleotides. RefSeq lists its product as uncharacterized. Gene Ontology annotation, biological process: vesicle-mediated transport. The record is from RefSeq and is a predicted model, not a curated record. Lineage: Eukaryota; Viridiplantae; Chlorophyta; Chlorophyceae; Chlamydomonadales; Volvocaceae. The coding region runs from base 1 to 1464 and encodes 487 amino acids. The transcript has 10 exons. Gene Ontology annotation, molecular function: GTPase activator activity.